CAUAGUAUAAAACACACACUCUUUAUUCGAUAAUCUUUAUAUUUUUGUAUUCAGUUUGUUUAAGCCUUUCUCCAAAUCUGCGUUUUCCAUAUAAACCGAGCUCGUCGUUUCUUCGGUUCUCCAAAAUCAACCCCCAGUUUCACGUAAACCAAACACCAAAAGAUCCUCUCUGUCUCUCUCUCUCUCUCUCUCGGUCUCUCUCACUUUCUGGCAUUUUUUCGUAUGGUUUUGGUUCGUUUUCGAUGGUGAUGGAGGACGCGGAGAGCUGCGGGAGUAGGUCGCAGGACUCGUCGACGUCGCCGGUGCGGACUCCGCAUCAGCGGCAGAAGCUGGAGGUGUACAAUGAGGUUCUCCGGCGCCUGAGGGAUUCGAACAACGAGGAGGCUAUUCAGCCUGGCUUCGAAGACCAGCUUUGGGCUCACUUCAAUCGCCUCCCCACUCGGUAUGCGCUGGAUGUGAAUGUGCAGAGGCCAGACGAUGUUCUUAUGCACAAGAGAUUGCUGCAUUCGGCUCACGAUCCCGAUAGACGUCCUGCGAUUGAAGUCCGCCUCGUGCAGGUUCAUUCAACUUAUGAUUGGCAUUCGGUUGAUUCCAUGCAUUCAGAUUUUCCUCGUGAAGAAGCUGCCCAAAGUUCUAUAAACUGCUCAAGCAGACAGAGCAUACAUCCACCACCUGCCUUUGGUUCAUCUCCUAAUCUUGAAGCCCUUGCGCUUGAAGCAAAUAACUCUCAUGAUCAAGAUGAUGAACAGUCUGUACAUGCCAGUGCACAGUUUUCUCGGCCCCUGCAUGAAAUCACCUUCUCAUCAAAUGACAAGCCCAAACUCCUUAGUCAGUUGACUUCCUUGCUUGCUGAGAUGGGACUAAAUAUCCAAGAGGCACAUGCUUUUUCAACAAUAGAUGGUUACUCCUUAGAUGUCUUUGUCGUUGAUGGUUGGCCUUAUGAGGACACAGAUCAGCUUCAAACUGCAUUGGAAAGAGAAGUUUUAAAAAUUGAGAGGCAGGCUUGGUCGAAUCCUCGAUCAUCACCUACUGUAGGUGAGCUUGAUCAAACAGUGGUCAAGUGUGAACCUGAUCAUUUGACAAUACCUAAUGAUGGGAUUGACGUAUGGGAAAUUGAUCCUAAGCAUUUGAAGUUUGGAAACAAAAUUGCAUCGGGGUCGUAUGGCGAUCUGUACAAAGGUACAUAUUGUAGCCAGGAAGUGGCUAUUAAAGUUCUCAAGCCUGAGCGUGUAAAUUCAGAUAUGCAGACAGAGUUUGUACAGGAAGUCUUUAUUAUGAGGAAAGUUCGACAUAAGAAUGUUGUACAAUUCAUAGGUGCAUGUACCAAGCCUCCAAGCUUGUGUAUUGUAACAGAAUUUAUGUCUGGUGGAAGUGUCUAUGACUAUUUACAUAAACAGAGGGGUGUUUUCAAGCUUCCAUCCUUGCUCAAAGUAGCAAUUGAUGUUUCCAAGGGAAUGAACUACUUGCACCAAAAUAAUAUAAUCCACAGAGAUUUGAAGGCUGCUAAUCUUUUGAUGGAUGAAAACGAGGUUGUUAAGGUUGCUGAUUUUGGGGUUGCUAGAGUAAAAGCUCAAUCUGGAGUUAUGACUGCAGAAACUGGGACAUAUCGGUGGAUGGCUCCUGAGGUUAUAGAACAUAAGCCAUAUGAUCACAAGGCUGACGUUUUCAGUUUCGGAGUUGUGUUAUGGGAGUUACUAACUGGAAAGCUCCCAUAUGAAUACUUAACCCCAUUGCAAGCAGCUGUUGGAGUCGUUCAAAAGGGUCUACGGCCUACUAUCCCAAAGCAUACUCAUCCAAAGCUUGUUGAGCUGCUAGAGAAAUGCUGGCAGCAAGAUCCAGCAUUAAGACCAGACUUCACCGAAAUUAUAGAGAUACUGCAGCAAACGGCGAAGGAGGUUGGGGACGAAGGAGAGGAACGGCGCAAGGAGAGGUCAACUGGAGGGUUCCUGUCUGUUCUUAGACGGGGCCAUCACUAGUGAAGAGAGAUAAUAAUGUCGCUUAACAUGGACGUAGAAUUUACUGUGCAGACCACCUUUCACUUUUUACAUCAGUAUGUACAGUAUGUUGUCUACGUGAUCAGGUUUUUCUUUUUUCUUUUUCUUUUUAUACCUUCUGAUAUAUAUUACUUGCAUCCAUUCUUUUAACCAGCCAUUCCCUUACUUUGUGUUGUUACAAGACUAAUUAAUCUGUAAGAAUGGAUGAUGGUUUGGUUGAGAGUUGUAACUUAUUACA
Alnus glutinosa is the source of this 2232-nucleotide messenger RNA. Its product is annotated as serine/threonine-protein kinase STY46. The transcript has 16 exons. The record is from RefSeq and is a predicted model, not a curated record. Bases 243 to 1976 code for a protein of 577 amino acids. Lineage: Eukaryota; Viridiplantae; Streptophyta; Magnoliopsida; Fagales; Betulaceae. Gene Ontology annotation, molecular function: ATP binding; protein kinase activity. Gene Ontology annotation, biological process: protein phosphorylation.